ACACCUCCCUCGAUAGCUUCAAGCUCCAACCAUCACUUCCCUUCUCCAACAUGCCAAACGACAGCGUUCUGAGUCUUUUCUUCUUCGUUACCCUCUUCACAUGCCUUCUCUCUGCUACUUCCCACGAUGACCAUAUUUUCCUACCGAGUCAACUCCAUGACGAUGACUCAGUGAGUUGCACUGCAACCGACCCAAACCUUAACUACAAGCCGGUGAUCGGAAUCCUGACCCACCCCGGCGACGGUGCCUCUGGCCGGCUCAGCAACGCCACCGGGGUUUCUUACAUCGCCGCCUCCUACGUUAAAUUCGUGGAGUCCGGUGGUGCUAGAGUUAUUCCCCUUAUCUACAAUGAGUCACCUGAGAACCUUAACAAGAAGCUCGAUUUGGUCAAUGGAGUGCUCUUCACUGGUGGGUGGGCUGUUUCUGGUCCAUAUUUGGAUACUCUUGGAAACAUUUUUAAGAAAGCUUUAGAGAAAAAUGAUGCUGGAGACCAUUUCCCAGUAAUUGCCUUCAACUUAGGUGGAAACCUCGUAAUAAGGAUCGUAAGCGAGCAAACUGAUAUUCUUGAACCAUUUACUGCGUCGAGUUUGCCAAGUUCUCUUAUAUUGUGGAAGGAAGCAAAUGCUAAAGGAAGUCUAUUUCAAAGAUUUCCUUCAGAUUUGUUGACACAGCUGAAGACAGAUUGUCUCGUCCUGCACAAUCAUCGUUAUGCCAUAUCCCCACGCAAGCUUCAAUAUAACACCAAGUUAUCUGACUUUUUUGAGAUUCUGGCAACAUCUGAGGAUAGAGAUGGAAAGACUUUCGUUUCCACAGCACGUGGUAGGAAAUAUCCCGUGACUGUCAACCUAUGGCAACCAGAGAAAAAUGCUUUUGAAUGGGCUACAUCUUUGAAAGCCCCUCACACAGAGGAUGCAAUUCGGGUUACUCAGUCCACAGCAAACUUUUUCAUAAGUGAAGCUAGGAAAUCCACAAACACACCUGAUGCUCAAAAAGUGCGAGAUAAUCUCAUCUACAAUUACAAACCUACUUUUGGUGGAACGGCUGGGAAAGGAUAUGAUCAAGUGUAUCUCUUUGAAUAAUUCUAUCUGUAGGAGGUGUCCUUGAAUUUGAUUUUAUGCACAAUAAAUUAUGAACUGGGGAUGUAGUUUGAAGAAAUAAAAAUUUGUGCACAGUGAUGUUUGUAAGAUGCUUAAUUUCAGGGCAAUGCUCUGCUUAUCAAUGUGUUAUAUCUUGUUAUUGCCCCAA
Glycine soja is the source of this 1245-nucleotide messenger RNA. RefSeq names its product gamma-glutamyl hydrolase. The record is from RefSeq and is a predicted model, not a curated record. Gene Ontology annotation, molecular function: gamma-glutamyl-peptidase activity. NCBI's taxonomy places the organism in Eukaryota, Viridiplantae, Streptophyta, Magnoliopsida, Fabales, Fabaceae. Bases 51 to 1079 code for a protein of 342 amino acids. The transcript has 10 exons. Gene Ontology annotation, biological process: tetrahydrofolylpolyglutamate metabolic process. Gene Ontology annotation, cellular component: vacuole.